AUGGCUGACAAGGCGGCGCCACGCCAGCCAUCUCCGGCCGAUGAUGGCAAGACACAGUCAGCUCCGCCGCCUACUGCCGACCCCGAUCCGGACCUGCAGCCCCCGCCGGCCAAAAAGAAGAGGACCCGGACGCGAACGGGGUGUUUAAACUGCCGUCGCAAGAAGCGCAAAUGCGACGAAGGGAGACCGGCCUGUGGAGGCUGUUCUCGCCGUAAGGAACGAUGUGAAUGGGGCAUAAAGGUUACCUUUCGCGCCGAGAAUGCCCAGACCAUUCUGCAGAAUCAUCCAUCGAUGAGGAAGGCUCGACGGCCACCUCCUCGUCGCCAUUUUGAGAUCCUCGAUGUCACAAACGAGGUCAUCCGGGAUUAUCACCUGCCGCCGGGUUUUCAUGAUUACGAAUCCGAGCCUGAGCCCGAGCCUGACUCGCUUUCGCCUAUAGAGGAAGAGGUCAGACAUCGUCAGUCCUACGAAGACGAAGAGGACAAGACUUUCGACAGUCCGGUAUCCUAUACGAACUCGACGGUGGGCGGUCACACCGUGUCAAAUGCUGGUUCGAGCACCGCAAGACGAACACUUUCGUCGUCUGGGCCGAGCUCAGCACCGACAGACCACGUUCAUAUUUCCGGCUACGGAUCUCUUCUGACCCCGUCAACUCGUCGAGAUGACGAUAUUAGCGACAAGGGACAUUCACAUGGCGGCGAUCGAAUGGAUUUCCAGGCGUCGCCUUCAUCUACGUCCCAGUUAGUCACAGACAAUGCGGUUGCAAACCUGAUAUACCUUAGUCAGGGCGGUGCCGGGCAGGGUCCGCACGACCAUCCUUCCACAUCCUCGGUCAGCCGCCUCCCCGUCACAACUCUUGCUCUCGACCCCUUGAUGGACGCACCGUUCGAUUUCAUGGACCAGAUGUUCACACCAGAAGGAUCCUACGAGGACGGCAUCUUCUUGCCUGGCUCCGCGUAUCACGAACUGCACUCCACGCUAAGAAACCACCUCAUCCAGGAGGUCCGUUCGAAUGGACCGACGAGGCCAGCUUCGCCAGCCUCAGGCCAGAACUCCAGGCGCAGAUCCGUCGACGCUAGCUCAGGGGAAACCUCCUCAGGCGAAGCUCUCGAUGCAGGGGGCGAACUAUCAUCCGACCACGAGCCCCCUUUUCUACCCCUGGAUGAAGAGUGUGCGCUAUGGAAGAACUGGGUGGAUGAAAUAUCGCCAUGGUUGGAUAAAUUUGACAACCAACGGCACUUCCAGCAUUCAUUACCGACAAUGGCUCGGUCACAUGAUCACCUGCGCUACUCUAUGCUGGCCCUAUCAGCCAGGCAACUCGAGUUGAAAGACACGAGUCGGCCAACAGAUCAGAGCCUUGCGCUCUACCAAGAGGCAAUACACCUUUUAUUACCACAAUUAUCGACAAGAACAACAGCAGUGAUAGCAUCCUGCGUGGUGCUUUGUGUAUUAGAGAUGGCCAGUUGUUCGCCAAAAGCUUGGCGAAGACACCUAGACGGCUGUGCAAGUCUGAUGGAAGCCGUCGGCAUGAAUGGCUUCGUGGGCGGCGUUGAGCAGGCCCUUUUCUGGUGCUUCGCCCGGAUGGACGUAUGCGGUGGUCUCAUUUCAUCCGUGAAAACUCUGAUCCCGGUAAAUCACUGGGCGUCACAGAUCGAUGUCGAUGCGGACGUCGGAUUAUUCCUCUCCAACCCUGGCCACGACAUGUGGGCAAAUUAUGCAGUCUACAUUUGCGCCCAGGUUCUCGAUCUUCUGGCUCCACUGGCCAAGGCGAACCCGGGUGGGCUCUUCUUUGACGGGCCUAGAAAUGACAUGAGAUACCGAGUGCGGUGGAUGAAGCUCUGGAAAUACGUCGAGGACUGGCACAGCCGUCGGCCUUCCGAGAUGCAGCACAUCAUGUCCAUUCCUUCCUCCGACACGGAACCCUUUCCCAAAAUCCUUUACAGCAACCCGGCUGCAAUAUCGGGCAACCAAUUAUACCACACAGCAUCGCUCCUCAUGUUACAAAAUAGGCCAGCCUCGCUCCGAUUAUCGCCGAGGCCUCGGUCAGCGCUUUGGCAUGCCAGACAAAUAUGCGGAAUAUCAAUGACUAAUCACCACCACGGGGCCUGGACAAACAGCGUGCAGCCCCUCUGGAUAGCGGGACGUUGCAUGAGCCACCCGGCGGAACACCGAGCAAUACUACAGCUCCUGGAAAAGAUCGAGAAGGAAAGCGGAUGGGGCACUAAGUGGAGGGCGGAUGACCUGAAGGAGUUUUGGGGGGACUUGGGAGACGGUUAG
Molecule: messenger RNA, 2277 nt
Organism: Colletotrichum truncatum
Lineage: Eukaryota; Fungi; Ascomycota; Sordariomycetes; Glomerellales; Glomerellaceae
Biological process (GO): positive regulation of transcription by RNA polymerase II
Cellular component (GO): nucleus
Molecular function (GO): transcription cis-regulatory region binding; zinc ion binding; DNA-binding transcription factor activity, RNA polymerase II-specific
Source: RefSeq, a predicted model, not a curated record